Colletotrichum siamense is the source of this 2262-nucleotide messenger RNA. RefSeq names its product Ferric/cupric reductase transmembrane component B (gene freB-2). The transcript is spliced from 4 exons. Gene Ontology annotation, molecular function: ferric-chelate reductase activity. Gene Ontology annotation, biological process: copper ion import; iron ion transport; intracellular iron ion homeostasis. Gene Ontology annotation, cellular component: plasma membrane. Bases 1 to 2262 code for a protein of 753 amino acids. Lineage: Eukaryota; Fungi; Ascomycota; Sordariomycetes; Glomerellales; Glomerellaceae. The record is from RefSeq and is a predicted model, not a curated record.
AUGGCAACUUCAGUCGUCGUCGCUCUUUUGGUUCUGGCUCUCGGUGUAUCUGCUCAGGUCGGAAGCGGUGUCAUUGGCUUCGGUAUUUCGCUCUAUCAAGAUCUAUGCUGCCAGGCGUGCCACGACUCACUCUCUUCGUUAUGGUUGACCUGCACCACUUUCAGCAAUGCGACAGCCAGCAGCAUGCCGGGCAUGUCUGAGUGUUAUGCCUCGAACACUCCCUGGCUUCAGACAAUGGCAUUCUGCAUUCAGCAGCAUUGCACCGCCGAUGGCUACCCCGCCGAUAAGCAGGCUGAAUGCUUCAGUAAUCAAGCGGUCGGCGGAGGACGAUCGCCGACAUUCGAGCAAAGCAUGCCCUUCAUAGCACCCACCAUCGAGCUUGCGGCCAAUGCCACCUGGCUCAACAUCACAAGCUUGGUGAACAGCGAGGUGUACUCUUCGACUUACGGCAGCGAAGGCGAGUUCCGCAGGUCCGAGUAUCUCCACUCAACAUACGCCCUCACUUUGUACCUCGUGGUUAUUGGAGGAUGUCUCGCUUGUGGAGUCUUGACGCAACUCGCGGCUGCUUUCCCUUCAAUUCACAGACGGCUUCAAGCAUCCAGAUUCUGGCCAAAGCUACGAGAGUACAUCUUCCUGCCAGGUUUAGUAGGAUCUCGACGAUUAGAACCUUUGCCUGGUCAGGUAGGCUAUGUUCCUCGCCGAACUAUCAGCAUCUUCAUUGCCAUCUACAUCACUCUGAACGUUGUCUUCUCUGCCAUCGGGUUUGGCAGCUUUCAGCCGAACAUCAACUUCAAAUCCAAGGGUUUUGAGCUUUGCGAGUAUGUAGGUAAUCGCACUGGAAUUCUGAGCCUGGUCAACGCGGGGCUCGCUAUCUUAUUCGCUGGCCGCAACAACCUCUUGAUCGCUCUGACAGGAUGGAGCCUCACGACUUUCAUAACCCUUCACAGAUGGGUUGCACGGAUCGCUACCGUGCAAGCUAUCGCGCACUCGGUUGUGUAUACACUGGCAUAUUGGCAACCUGGCUAUGACGGGUUUUCAGCGUAUGUUGCCAAAGUUGCGGAACCUUUCUACUACUGGGGAAUUAUCGCCACCAUAUGCUUCAGCCUGGCCAUGGGGGUUGCUAUUCUUCCGAUGCGGAUCAACUUCUACGAGACUUUCCUAGCUCUCCACAUUGUCCUCGUAGCUGCCGCGUUGGCUGCAUGUUGGUACCACAUAGUGCCCCAUUUCACCCUGGCUUUCGGCUACCAAACCUGGCUUUACAUCUGCUUCGCAUUCUGGGCCUUCGACCGGACAGCGAGAUUACUUCGCAUUGCUAUGUUCAAUCAUAUUGGCGGCUCACAGGCAACACUUGAGGCAAUUCCGGAAUCGAAGGUCAUGCAGCUGACAGUGUACCCUCGGAGUAUGAGAGGGUUUGGCCCUGGUCAACACACUUUCCUCUACUUCCCAGGGUUGGGAAUGUUCUGGCAAAGUCAUCCUUUCAGCGUCUCAGGCUGGAAGACCAGGACCAGCCCUUCGUUCAAAGUCAUCGCUGGAGUCCCGCCUACAGACACAAAUAAGACAGAGACGAAGAACAACUCCGAUAUUGUGGUGCUCUCUAAUGGGGUUGUGGACCAGGGUCCAAUGUCCGUUUCGUUCUUGAUUCACCCCCACAACGGAAUCACCGCGCGACUUCAGCAACGUCUUGCGUCCUCCAGCAAUCCUACCAUGGAUAUCACGGUAUACACCGAGGGGCCAUACGCAGGCCACCGAGCAAAGCACCUACCUCUGCUCAACGUUGAUACAGUACUCUGCAUCGUUGGUGGAAUUGGGAUAACUGGCGUCCUUGGGUACAUCCAAGAAUACGCCACUGCGUUGCACAAUGCCGAUGAAAUAUCUCAGAGAGGCGCUGGUAUAAUGAACAGAACAAAACGGUUCAUAUUGGCAUGGUCUGCACGGGAGAUCUCACUCAUUGAAUACGUAAGACAGAAGUAUCUUGACGGGGCGGCCGGCAUCGAAAGCUCAUUCUGGUGUACGGAUGCAACUGUCUCGAAGCUACCAUUCAAGAAGGAUGGCAGAUAUGAGGUGGAUAUGACUACGACGGGAGUCAUUCUUGGUAGAAUGCAUGUUGAGACUCUGGUGAAGUCUUGCCUGGAGAAAGAGUGCCGGACCGCUGUCUUGGUGUGCGGUCCUGGCAGGAUGGCAGACGAGGUCACAAAACAUGUCGUGAACGGAGUGAAAGAUGGCUUCACCGUCGACUUGAUUGAGGAGUCCUUUGCAUGGUGA